Messenger RNA from Fusarium musae, 2565 nucleotides. It is a transcript of the gene HIS3, whose product is annotated as imidazoleglycerol-phosphate dehydratase. The record is from RefSeq and is a predicted model, not a curated record. Gene Ontology annotation, cellular component: cytoplasm. Gene Ontology annotation, molecular function: metal ion binding; histidinol dehydrogenase activity; phosphoribosyl-ATP diphosphatase activity. NCBI's taxonomy places the organism in Eukaryota, Fungi, Ascomycota, Sordariomycetes, Hypocreales, Nectriaceae. The transcript is spliced from 2 exons. Bases 1 to 2565 code for a protein of 854 amino acids. Gene Ontology annotation, biological process: L-histidine biosynthetic process.
AUGGAGACGACUCUACCACUGCCAUUCUUGGUGAGUAUUGGCAGCCCCGAUGGACAGGCUACCAAUGAUGGCCUCACUCGUCAUGAGAUUGCCCUUCUGGGAGCUCCUUUCUAUGAGAUAGCUUCUAAGGAUUGGGGUCGCCCCAGUGCCGGAACCAAUGUUCACAUGGAUGUCACGGGUUUAAGUGACCCAGGCGAUGUGAUUGCGUUGCUCGAUGGCGGGGUUCGAACGGUUUUUGUUGCUUCAGAGUCCUACUCUGAGUACACAGAAUAUGGCGCAAGAGCCAUUCCCACUGUUUCUUCCCUUGACAUUUCCACAGCUUCCAAAAAUGGUCUAUUAGUAAAAGAUUUCGACAUUUCAUCGAGCGACGUCGACAAGUUUAUUAAGGAAGCAUCAGCCAAGAAGAUCAAGAGCCUUUACAUCAAGCCAGCUCCUAAGACCGAUAUCGAAAAGUUCAUCGAAAUCGCCAAGAAGGCCAAUGCAAUCCCUAUCAUCCCUUCUACAAGGUUGACGACCGACAGGAACGAUUCGGGUCGAUUGUUGUUAUCUAAGGUUAUCGCAUCAUACUGGAAAUCCGAUCGACCUGACGGCCUUAUCCCUACUGUGGUUACCGAUGAUGCCGGGAUCGCGUUGGGUCUCGCCUAUACCAGCGAGGAGAGUAUUCUGGAGGCUCUCAGAACACAAACCGGAGUCUACCAGAGUCGCAAACGUGGUCUUUGGGUGAAGGGACUUACUUCUGGUGACACCCAGGAACUGUUGCGAAUUGGUCUCGACUGUGACAACGACACUCUCAAAUUUGUGGUUAAUCAGAAUGGCCGUUUCUGCCACCUCCAGCAGUUUGGCUGCUUUGGAGACCUCAAGGGCAUUUCAGCACUCGAACAGACACUCAAGUCACGCAAAGAGUCUGCCCCUGAGGGUUCUUACACGGCCCGCUUAUUCUCCGAUGAGAAGCUUCUGCGAGCAAAGAUUAUGGAGGAAGCAGAGGAGCUUUGCGAUGGCAAGACCAAAGAGAACAUCGCUUUCGAAGCUGCUGAUUUGAUCUACUUUGCUUUAACUAAGGCUGUUGGCGCAGGUGUUAGCCUCGCAGACAUUGAGGCUAAUCUGGACGCCAAGAGCUUGAAGGUCAAGCGUAGAACAGGCAAUGCCAAGGGCAAGUGGGCGGAGAAGGAGGGUAUCGAGAUCGAUGCAGCCCCCGGGAAGUCCUCACAGCCAGCAGCAGAGAAACCAGCUGAUGGACGUAUUGCUAUGGAGCGAGUUGAUGCCUCAAAGAUCUCCAAGGCUGAUCUCGUAGAGAAGCUCAAGAGACCAUCUCAGAAAUCCCCCGACGCCAUCUUGAAGAUUAUUCAGCCUAUCAUCGAGGACGUGCGAACUGGCGGCGACAAGGCUGUUCUAUCUUACACCCACAAGUUUGAGAAGGCCACUUCAUUGACAUCGCCUGUGCUGAAGGCUCCCUUCCCCAAGGAGCUUAUGGAUAUCUCGCCUGAGACCAUUGAAGCUAUUGACGUCUCUUUUGAGAAUAUUCGAAAGUUCCACUCUGCACAGCAGGAGGAAAAGUCUCUCCAGGUUGAGACAAUGCCUGGCAUUGUCUGUAGCCGCUUCUCGAGACCCAUUGAGCGAGUCGGUCUUUACAUCCCUGGUGGAACUGCUGUUCUUCCCAGUACUGCUCUGAUGCUUGGAGUUCCAGCUAUGGUGGCUGGUUGCCAGAAGAUUGUAUUUGCCUCCCCUCCUAGAUCUGAUGGUCGCAUUACCCCUGAAAUUGUCUACGUUGCUCACAAGGUCGGUGCUGAGAGCAUUGUAUUGGCAGGUGGUGCUCAGGCUGUUGCCGCUUUGGCUUAUGGUACGGAGAGUGUCACCAAGGUUGACAAGAUUCUUGGACCUGGUAACCAAUUUGUGACUGCGGCCAAGAUGCACGUCAGCAACGACACCAAUGCUGGCUGCGGUAUUGACAUGCCAGCUGGACCCUCUGAGGUUCUUGUUGUUGCCGACAAGGAUGCCAACCCUUCUUUUGUUGCCUCUGAUCUUCUUUCUCAAGCCGAACAUGGUGUCGAUAGCCAAGUCAUUCUGCUUGCUGUUGGCCUCAACGAGCAGGAGCUCCAGGCUAUCGAGGACGAAGUUCACAAACAAGCCCUUGCUCUUCCUCGUGUCGAUAUCGUCCGAGGAUCCAUUGCUCACUCUGUCACUGUUCAGGUCAAGGACAUUGAAGAGGCCAUGCGCAUCAGCAACGAGUAUGCCCCUGAACACCUCAUCCUCCAAAUCAAGGAUGCCGAGAAAGCUGUUGAUCAUGUCAUGAACGCUGGCAGUGUGUUUAUUGGUCACUGGACCCCUGAGAGUGUUGGCGACUACUCUGCUGGUGUCAACCACUCUUUGCCUACUUAUGGAUUCGCCAAGCAGUACUCUGGCGUCAACUUGGGCUCGUUCCAGAAGCACAUUACAAGCUCCAACCUUACUGCUGAAGGUCUCAAGAAUGUUGGUACCGCCGUCAUGCAACUGGCCAAGGUCGAGGAGCUUGAGGCUCACAGAAGGGCUGUGGAGAUCCGACUCAACUAUUUGAAGCAACAGCAGUAG